UAAGAGGAUAACAUCCUCAAAUCAGCGCAUUCAGAGAAAAAUGGCAUUUUACAAAGCUAGUAUCCUUUCUCUCCUCCUAUUAUCUGGUAUAUUUCUGUUGGGAAUUGGUGAGGUGAAAUAUGUAAAUGCCAAGUCAUGUCUCCAGUUUUGUGAUAAUGAAGUGGCAUACAUGACUUGUCCCUCUUCAGGAGAUGAGCAAAUUAGUCCAGUAUGUGUCAACUGUUGCACAGCAGAUGAAGGUUGUAAACUUUUCCGCACUGAUGGAUCAUUAAUUUGUACUGGAACCCAAGAUUAACCGAUCCUUGUCAAAAAUGUAAUGAUUUAUUAAAAUCUUUAUACAUACUCAUAUCAUAUGUGUAAUGUGUGCAAUAAGGCCUGAGUUUAUGAUUACUCACGUGAUUUCUAAUGUGCAAUUAUGUUUGCAUCAUCCUUUGUCUAAGCUUGUAAAGAUAUGAAUAAAAAGCAAUAGUAAAUUAUAUUUAUUA
This is a messenger RNA of Nicotiana tabacum (common tobacco), 485 nucleotides long. RefSeq names its product proteinase inhibitor PSI-1.2-like. The record is from RefSeq and is a predicted model, not a curated record. Lineage: Eukaryota; Viridiplantae; Streptophyta; Magnoliopsida; Solanales; Solanaceae. Gene Ontology annotation, molecular function: serine-type endopeptidase inhibitor activity.